Messenger RNA from Macrobrachium nipponense, 2922 nucleotides. Its product is annotated as titin-like. The transcript has 17 exons. Gene Ontology annotation, cellular component: meiotic cohesin complex. The coding region runs from base 24 to 2675 and encodes 883 amino acids. Gene Ontology annotation, molecular function: protein binding; chromatin binding. The record is from RefSeq and is a predicted model, not a curated record. Lineage: Eukaryota; Metazoa; Arthropoda; Malacostraca; Decapoda; Palaemonidae. Gene Ontology annotation, biological process: sister chromatid cohesion; replication-born double-strand break repair via sister chromatid exchange.
GGAUUCAAAACAAUCAAUCAGCCAUGUUCUACAGCUACGACAUCCUUCAUCCCAGGAAGGGGAAGUUCGCCAUUGUGUGGCUGGCCGCCACUGGACACCUGAGUUCCGAGAAACGACGCGAUAAAGACUUCAGGAGCAUCAUGGCUGUGAAGGUUUCGCGUACUUGUGAGGAUAUCAUCAAGCAUUUAGAUUCCACUGGGAGCGGAGGGAGGCAGAAAUUUUCCUUGUAUCUGUCAAGUAUGCUGACGUACGGGACGGUGAAGAUCUAUCAUCGACAAGUGCGCUUUCUUCUAGAGGAGACUAUGAACAUCUACAAAAGUCUACAGCGACAGUGUUCCCUCAUGUUAGAAUUGGAUGUGACAGUUCCUGGGCCUUCGAGGGUGACCCUUCAAACCCCAGAGUUUGUGGAAGGUCUCCAUUUUACUGACUUUGAUGAUUUUUCGCUGAUGCCUCCUCCUUCAAGUACAUUAUCUCGGCAAACUCCCAGAAAACAUGCCUUGGUAACACCCUCAAAGAAACAAGGCCGAGCUUCUGCCACACCCUCGCCGUCGAUGAGGGAAGAGCAGGUGGAAACAAUGAGGGAAGAGCAGGCGGAAACAUUGAGGGAAGAGCAGGCAGAAGAUACCGAGAACAUAUCACUUCUGCUGCGUGACUGGGAGGAAACGCCCACACGAGCACGAGUUGAAGACAUCACGCUGAGAGAGCAAAUCCUCCUACCCGUGUCUAUUGAUCCCCACAGGAAUCUGGAAUGGGCAGAGAAGGUGUUGGGUCCCCUUGAUUUUGGACCUCCUUUCUGUGAGCUAGAGGGACCGCUUGCCAUUAUGCCAGUUCAGCCGGAUGUUGAUACGGUCAAGAGGAGACUGGACCUUGAAGGCAGAGAUGAUCAGCGGGAAAGGAUCGAUGGAGAUCGUAGACUCCAGCAAGAACAGACUUUGCCUCUAGAGGAGGAGGUUGGCAGGAUGGCUCUCCCAUCAGCAGAAGUCCGUCCAAUUGAACCUCGCCCUGAAAAAGAACCUGUUGCUGAGGACCAGAGUCUUAGAGAGCUUCUUGCAGAGCCUCUCUUGCCAGCGCAAGAGCAUCUACCUCCUGCAGAGCUAGAGAAGCUACCUCCUGCAGAGCAAGAGCAGUUACCUCCUGCAGAGCGCAUUUCUGAGCUGCCUGUUGCAGAGCAGCAACCCAUACAGCAAGUUGCUGAAGCCUCUGUUACAGAGCCUAUUCCAGAACAGCAGCCUUCGUUUAUAGAACCUGCUCCAGUACCACCACAAGAAACAAGAGCGGAUAUUUCUAGGGAUAUGGAAACACCCCGUAUGGAGCCAACCAAAAGGAAGCCAAAGAGGCCUGAGAAAGCUCCUCCAAGUGGUCCAGAUGUAACUCCAGUUGUGCAGCCUCAGCCAGAAAGAAUUGAUGCAAAUGCAUCUCAGAUCAGGCUGUCUCCUGUUGGACAAAUGCCCCGCCAGCCUGUUCCCAAACUCCGGCGACGAGAGCGGAGGCUAAUUAUCGACAGGACGAUCAGCCUGCCCAGGACAGAGCUCCGAGAACAGUGUCAAAACCCACGCAUAGCUCUGAGAUGUGAUGCACCCAGUGAUGACAUGAUAGAUGUUAGAAGUUCUCUAUUGGUCGACAGCAAGAAGUUGCUCUCAUCCCUAACUCACCGCAAGAUCAUGGCAGAACCUUUGAAGAAGCUCAUCACGCGUCACUAUCGUACUGCUGAAUCCCCCACUGACAUCAGUCUGAGAGGAUAUUUCGAAGUCAGCCCAGAUGCAAGGCGGCAUUUAGAGAUGUCGAGUGUUCGUCUUGCUCCCGGAGAGCGUAGCAAUCUUGCAGAAACAUCAAUCUCGGCGCUAGAAUCUUCAAAAGACUCAAUGCGUAAAAGCAGUUUCCUUCAAGUCAGCACUGGACAACUUGAGGCUAGUGUCCUACCUCUGGUACCAGAGCUUAUUCCUAUUCAAGAGGAGCAGGUAGCUGGGCAUCCACUAGAAGUUACUGAGCCAUUUUUGAUUAAUGGGGCUCCCAUCGAGCCACCUCCAGUCCAAGGCUCGGAAAUGCCGUCUGGUGUACAUAAACCAGCGCAAGAAGAACAUGUCCACAAACAACCUAAGAGAACUAGGGAACUUGAUGAAAGUAUCACUGUAGCUCCUGAGUCUGCCCCUGUUCCUCGCGAGACCACUUUUGGAUUGUUCGAGUCUCCGCCACCUCCCCACCACAGAGGACCCCCGCCUUCACCCAUGGAGGGACUCCAACAAGUAACUGUCGAAGUAGACAUUCAUCAUCCACAGAGUGUGGAAAGACUCACUCAAUUACCUCCUGUCGAACUGACCCCAGAGAGACAAGUCAGGCCAAGGACGAAGAGAAUGCCAAAUGGAACCAGUGAAAUUCCUUCUGUCCAACCAAAUGGAACCAGUGAAAUUCCUUCUGUCCAAGAAAAGGGUGGCAGCGCAGAAGAUCAUUUGACAGCAUCCCAGCCGAAGAGGAGACACCUCACCAGCUCCAUCCGGUCCAUGUUGGAUGAAGGAGGUUCUGAUGAGAAAUUUGUGUUUGAAGAUUUCCUCCCCCAGGAUCCAACAAGGAAAGAUGCUGCUAGCACUUUUGCAGCACUGCUUGAGAUGCACAAGAGGAGAGUUGUUGACCUUUCACAAGAGGAGAACUAUGAUACAAUCUAUGUGAAGAAGCUGUAGUCUUGAAGAUUUGAAGACCACCAUCACCACCACUUGCAAAAUGCAGGUGUAGAAGAUCAGUUUAACUGCCAGCUGAAACAAUAUCUUGACAGUACUUCUCAUGUCUCAAGUGGAUUACUGUGGGUUUGAAUUAAUUAUUUUUCUUUAAAGGAUGUGGCCAGGUUUUGUAGUUUUGAAACUAGGAAAGUACCUUGUUACAAACAUUUUUCUUUUGAGGAUUUUCUUAUUAAUGAUGACAGUUUUAGUU